Branchiostoma floridae (Florida lancelet) is the source of this 2433-nucleotide messenger RNA. RefSeq names its product gastrula zinc finger protein XlCGF57.1-like. Gene Ontology annotation, cellular component: nucleus. The transcript is spliced from 2 exons. The coding region runs from base 75 to 1652 and encodes 525 amino acids. Lineage: Eukaryota; Metazoa; Chordata; Leptocardii; Amphioxiformes; Branchiostomatidae. Gene Ontology annotation, molecular function: RNA polymerase II transcription regulatory region sequence-specific DNA binding; DNA-binding transcription factor activity, RNA polymerase II-specific. The record is from RefSeq and is a predicted model, not a curated record. Gene Ontology annotation, biological process: regulation of transcription by RNA polymerase II.
GGAACAUCAGUUUUCCAGUUCAUCGCUAUUUUCGCAACAUCUCAGUAAUUUAGCAACGACGUAAACUUGCAGAAAUGGAAGAACCCAGCUGUAGUGCAGGGCAUCCUGGGAAUGAUACCGGGGAAGAUCAGGAAGUAGACACAGAAAGGCAGCAGGACGAGGGACAGGAAAUUCUGUGGGAGGAAACGCACGGUACGACUUCCAACCAGUCUGGGGAGAGAGGAGCCACACCACAGGCACAUGUACCUGUAGAUAAGGGUUCUUUACACAAGACGAUGGAGAAGUCGUACAGUUGCGAGGAGUGUGACUUUUCUUCACAAUCUAAAACAAGUUUAAAGAAACACAAGGCUAGACACACAAAACCCUUCAAAUGUGGAGAGUGCGGGUACAGGACGGUAAGUAUGGCUACCCUGUCCUACCAUAUGAAAAGACAUACAGGUGAGAAACCCUACAAAUGUGACCAGUGCGACUUUUCUUCUGCGUGGAAAGAGAGUUUAGUCCUACACAUGACACGACACACUGGCGAGAAACCCUUCAUGUGUGGAGAGUGCGAAUUCAGUACGGCUGCUAAACAUGAGCUAGUCAGACAUGUGAGAAAACAUACCGGUGAGAAACCUCACAAAUGUGACCAGUGCGACUAUGCCUCUGCAAGAAAGUAUAGUCUAAGGAAACACAUGUUGAAACAUGGUGGUGAGAAACCCUUUCUGUGUGAAGAGUGCGGGUUCAAGACAAUUUAUAGUUCUAAUCUAUCGAUGCAUAUGAAAAGACAUACAGAUGGGAAAUCCUAUGAAUGCGACCAGUGCGACUUUUCUUCUUCGUGGAAGGAGAGUUUAGCCCGGCACAUGUUAGUACACGCUGGAAACAAAUCCUACAAGUGUGGAGAGUGCGAGUACAAGACGGCUGUGAAAAAUAACCUUACCAAGCAUUUGAGAACCCACACAGGUGAGAAACCUCACAAAUGUGAUCAGUGCGAGCACAGGACAGCUACUAAAGCUAACCUUGCCAUGCAUAUGAGAAAACAUACAGGUGAGAAACCCUAUAAAUGUGAUCAGUGCGACUAUUCCUCUGCUCGGAAGGGUGAUCUAAAGAAACACAUGUUUAGACAUCAUGGUGAGAAGCACUACGAUUGUGAUCAGUGCGACUAUUCGACUGCAUGGAAAGCGAGUUUAGUCGUACACAUGUCUCAACAUACUAGUGAGAAACCAUGUAACUACAUGUGUGAGAAAUGUGGAUACAUGACUGCCUGCAGGUCAGAUCUAUUAAGCCAUAUGAAGAAACAUGCAGCACGCGUGAAAGGCGAAAAGCGCACAGGUGACAAACGUUUCAUGUGCGAGGUGUGCGGAUACAGGACAGUUAAGAAAUCUGACUUCACUGUACACCAAAGAAAACACACCGGUGAGAAACCCUACAAAUGUGGCCAGUGCGACUAUUCUGCUGCACGGAAAAGUCAUGUAGACCAGCACAUGACGACGCACACAGGGGAGAAACCCUACUUGUGUGAGGAGUGCGGUUACGGGACAGUUAGCAAGUCUCACUUAACUGUACACCUAAGAAAACACACCGGGGAGAAGCCCUACAAAUGUGACAUAUGCAACUAUUCUUCUGCACGGAAACGAAGUUUAGCUGCUCACAUGGCAACGCACACAGGCUAGAAACCCUUUUUGUAUUUGCGGAGUGUGGUUAUGGAACAAUGAACAAGUCUCACUUAACUGCACAUUUAAGGAAACAUACCGGUGAGAAACCUUAGAAAUGUGGCCUAUGCUACUAUUCUGCUGCACAGAAAGAGUAUGUGACCCAACAGGUAACAAGGCAUUUAAGUUGUCUCAUUUAACUGUACACCAAAGAAAACAUACCAGCGAGUAACCCCAUACAUGUGACUAUUCAGCUGCAUACGCCAACAGUCUAAAACUGUAAAAGAAAAUAGAAAGACAAGGUUAGUUAAUUCCUGGGGGGAUUGUGGGUACAGAACUGCCGUCAGAUCUACCCUAACCUUACGAGACAGCAACCAGUCGCCUGUAACCUAUGUCACCCCCCCGUCUCUGUUCAACUGGACUGUUCGAUGUACAUGGCCUUAUCCACUCACAAGUCCCAUCUAUUGUAUAUAGUGUUGGUUAGGCCAUGAAUUUACUAUAUGGAUGACAUCCGCGCGCGUUUUUUUGGCACUGCAGAACGGUUGUUAGGUCUUUCUUAAUCGCACAUAUAAGAAAACUCUCUGAGCUAGUGUGAUGUGCAAAACUUUUCAAGUUGGAUUGGUUUGGUUAUUUCUCUGUUGUAUGUAGACUACACAUCACAUAUAACACUGCGCCAUUAACGUAUGCGUUAUUAAGCUUUAUUACAUCAUUUAUAACAUUGAUAGGUUACGUUUAUAUCAUAGAUUAUCAGAAGUGCAUUAUGACGACAUGAUAUUGAAAAAUAAAACAAAGUUGUUUGAAA